AUGUACAAGCCUAUGUUUCUUAUUAUCAGUGUCAGCCGUUCCCAACUGAGAACUAUUCUGUUUAUUUCUUCUUUUGUAGAGGCAUUAAAAGAAAUAGAUGAUGUCUAUGAGAAAUACAAAGCUGAAAAUGAUCCCGUUCAGAAGAAACGCUUGCAACAGCAUCUUCAGCGAGCACUAAUCAACAGCCAAGAGCUUGGAGAUGAGAAGAUUCAGAUAGUUACUCAGAUGCUCGAACAGGUAGAGAAUAGGGCCCGGCAAAUGGAGACCCAUUCUCAUUGUUUCCAAGAUAUGUCUGAAAAUGAAAAACCUUUAGAAAAGGCAAAGGUGGAAACUUGCCAACCAGAGAGAUCUUCACGUAGGCCUCGUCGCCAGCGAACCAGUGAAAGCCGUGACCUGUGCCAUAUAACAAAUGGGAUAGAAGACUGUGAUGAUCCACCUAAAGAGAAGAGAUCCAAAUCUUCCAAGAAGAAGAAGCGCUCCAAAGCCAAACAAGAAAGGGAAGUUUCACCUGUAGAAUUUGCAAUAGAUCCCAAUGAACCAACCUAUUGCUUAUGUAACCAAGUGUCUUAUGGAGAAAUGAUAGGCUGUGACAAUGAACAGUGCCCUAUUGAGUGGUUUCAUUUUUCAUGUGUUGGACUUACCUAUAAACCAAAGGGGAAAUGGUAUUGCCCCAAGUGCAGAGGAGAUAAUGAGAAAACCAUGGACAAAUGUACUGACAAAUCAAAAAAGGAUAGGAGAUCGAGGUAGUGAAUGCAAUUCAUGUUUUAAAGAGUUGCGUAUUUUAUAUAUAAAAAAAAAAAGUUUAAUUUACAGAAAAAUGUUUUAAGAAAUGCAUAAGACUAUGCAAUAAUUUUUAAUCUAUAGUAUUAAUGGGGUAUUAAAGGCUGUUGUACUU
Molecule: messenger RNA, 895 nt
Organism: Gavialis gangeticus (Gharial)
Lineage: Eukaryota; Metazoa; Chordata; Crocodylia; Gavialidae
Gene: ING2
Product: inhibitor of growth family member 2
Exons: 2
Coding region: 1-747 (248 amino acids)
Biological process (GO): positive regulation of DNA-templated transcription
Cellular component (GO): nucleus
Source: RefSeq, a predicted model, not a curated record